Messenger RNA from Doryrhamphus excisus (bluestripe pipefish), 2305 nucleotides. RefSeq names its product acyl-CoA dehydrogenase very long chain (gene acadvl). Lineage: Eukaryota; Metazoa; Chordata; Actinopteri; Syngnathiformes; Syngnathidae. Gene Ontology annotation, molecular function: flavin adenine dinucleotide binding; fatty-acyl-CoA binding; very-long-chain fatty acyl-CoA dehydrogenase activity. The record is from RefSeq and is a predicted model, not a curated record.
AGUACUACAGAUCCCAUGAAGCACCGCGGCACGAGUCAUCCGGGUAACCCAGUUGUGGGGCGGAGGGAAAAAAACAUUGACAUUUUACGGAAGGUCCACCUCUGCUCAUACGUAAGGACAUUUAAUAUAGCUCACAUAGCGCACGGAGAAAUCAUGCUGCUUCUAAAAGUGGGCCAGUCUUCUGGACUUUGUGGUGCCAUUCUGAGGAUCACACCCGGACUGAAAGGGGCUCCGGUUCAGGCUGUCGUUGCUGUGAAAAACACACGUCUUUAUGCAAGCCAAGCAGCACAGGCAGUAUUGGAGAAGCCGGCAGCAGUCAGGACCGAUUCGGCCAGUGCAGCGGACAAGAAGACGGCUACAGCUGAGUCCAAAUCUUUUGCUGUCAACAUUUUCAAAGGACAGAUUGCCACAUCUCAAGUGUUUCCCUUUCCUUCAGUGUUGAAUGAUGAGCAGGAGCAGUUUCUCCGGGAGCUUGUCGGACCCGUCUGCAAAUUCUUUGAGGAGGUGAAUGAUUCGGCCAAGAAUGAUGCAUUGGAGAAAGUGGAGGACCACACCAUGGAGGGCCUGAAAGAGAUGGGUGCCUUUGGCCUGCAGGUGCCGGCUGACCUGGGUGGGCUCGGCCUCACCAAUACUCAGUAUGCCCGCUUAGUGGAGAUUGUCGGCACUCACGAUCUUGGUGUUGGCAUCACGCUUGGUGCUCACCAGUCUAUUGGCUUCAAGGGCAUUCUGCUUUUUGGGAAUGCAGCACAGAAGAAGAAAUACCUGCCUAAACUUGCAUCAGGUGAGCACAUUGCUGCUUUUUGCCUGACUGAGCCAGCCAGUGGCUCUGAUGCCGCCUCCAUCAAAACCACAGCUGUCCAAUCCGCCUGCGGACAGUUCUUCACUCUCAAUGGCGGCAAGAUCUGGAUCAGCAAUGGGGGUCUGGCUGAAAUCUUCACAGUCUUUGCCAAGACACCCAUAAAGGAUCCGAACACUGGACAGAUGAAAGAUAAGAUCACAGCUUUUGUUGUGGAGAAGAGCUUCGGUGGUGUAACACAUGGGCCACCAGAGAAAAAGAUGGGCAUCAAGGCCUCCAACACGGCAGAGGUUUAUUUUGACAAUGUCCGUGUGCCGGCUGACUGCGUGCUGGGCGAGAUAGGCGGUGGUUUCAAGGUCGCUAUGAACAUCCUCAACAACGGGCGAUUCGGUAUGGCGGCUGCCCUCUCUGGCACCAUGAAAGGAGCCAUCAACAAAGCGGUGGACCAUGCAACCAAUAGAACUCAGUUUGGAAACAAGAUCCACACCUAUGGGACCAUCCAGGAGAAGCUGGCCCGUAUGACCAUGCUGCAAUAUGUCACAGAGUCUCUGGCCUACAUGAUCAGUGGCAAUAUGGACAGUGGAGCAACUGAGUUCCAGAUCGAAGCUGCCAUCAGCAAGAUCUUUGCCUCUGAAGCAGCUUGGACUGUGACUGAUGAGUGUAUUCAGGUCAUGGGUGGCAUGGGCUACAUGAAGGACGCUGGAGUGGAACGAGUGAUGAGAGAUCUGAGAAUUUUCCGCAUCUUUGAGGGCACCAACGAUAUCCUCAGGCUUUUUGUGGCCCUGAAUGGCUUCCAGAAUGCUGGCAACCAGUUGAAGAGCUUGCAAAAAGCAAUUAAGAACCCACUUGGCAAUGCUGGACUCCUGGCAGGAGAGCUUACAAAGAGAGCUAAAAGGAAGGCAGGCAUGAGCACGGGCUUGACACUUCAAGGGACCGUCCACCCCGAGUUGGCUCAUAGUGGUGAACUGGCUGUGAAAGCGAUUGAACAAUUUGGCAUGGUCAUCGAGGAGCUUCUUAUCAAACAUGGCAAGAAGAUUAUUGAUGAGCAGUUUGUAUUGCAGAGAGUUGCAGACUGUACCAUCGACAUUUACACCAUGGUUGUAGUCCUUUCAAGGGCUUCACGCUCACUCAGUCAGGGCCACCCCUCAGCCCAACAUGAGAAGGUUUUGUGCGAGACCUGGUGUGUGGAGGCCCAUGGUAGACUCAUGCGGGACAUCAAUGCGCUGCGUUCCAACCAAUCCAGGCAUCUUUACAAGAACUUGCGGGCCAUUUCCACAGCAGUGGUGGAGAACGGCGGGCUAGUGGCGCCUCACCCACUGGGUUUCUAAUCACUCUUCUCCGAUUGUGUCUUUUCUUUCUUUUCACCGUCAGGAUUGCAGAGCGUCACACAUCAUGUGUGGUACCUCGCCAUCAAUUUAAGCCGGUCAUGAGAUUGUUCCUAUAGCAUAUUUAUGGACACGUUCGAGCUUGAUUGUUGUGUGUUAGUGUUUGAAUGCUAGAGAUGAACUU